CAUACACUCAUUUGUGUUUAUGAAAUCAUAUUCAGUCGUCAACGACACAACCCUUCACUGCGUUAACUGUGUCUUAUGCUCAAGCGUGAGGAAAUGUAUUUUCUUGAAAGGGUACUUGAACCUAAUGGAGAUGGAAGAAUAUCUACACAUGGAGGACAUAGACAAUACAUUCCGGCUUGAAUCAUCAACAAGCAAGGAGUGAUAUUGAUCGACCCCGGCUCCUACAUGAAGAACCUGGUGACGACCGACAUCUUAGAUAUAGCCCUUCCGCUCAGAAAGCACCAGCAGCAAAGCACUCUACGAUAAAUUAAAAGAACAAAAGCAUCGGAUGGUAUUCAAGAGAAUUCUAAGCAAGCAACAAAAAGCACUCGGGCUACUUACUAUACACUACUUGCAGAUCUUUAAAUUUCCACAAAAAAGCAGCAUAUAUUAUAGAACAACGAAAGCAUCUUUCCUUUCUCUUGCAUGUAUUGUA
This is a messenger RNA of Zychaea mexicana, 475 nucleotides long. RefSeq lists its product as uncharacterized. Lineage: Eukaryota; Fungi; Mucoromycota; Mucoromycetes; Mucorales; Lichtheimiaceae. The coding region runs from base 20 to 202 and encodes 60 amino acids. The transcript has a single exon. The record is from RefSeq and is a predicted model, not a curated record.